GCCGUUUGCGCGGACCAACCGGGAAGCGAAGCGCAAAAUCGAGAAGUAGGCUGCGCGUCAGAAAGGCAAAAUACCGGAGAUUUUUUUUUACCAGCUACAUCGAACCGUCGCGCAGAUUUAACACUUCAGCCUCCGACAUGGCUGACCCAGCGGCGCCCGCCGGUGCGGAGGGCGCAGGGGGAACGCGAGGCUUCGCCAGGCAGGGCGCGCUGAGGCAGAAGAACGUGCACGAAGUGAAGGACCACAAGUUCAUCGCUCGCUUCUUCAAGCAGCCGACGUUCUGCAGUCACUGCACCGACUUCAUUUGGGGUUUCGGCAAGCAAGGAUUCCAGUGCCAAGUGUGCUGCUUUGUGGUACAUAAACGCUGCCAUGAGUUUGUCACUUUCUCCUGUCCUGGAGCAGACAAGGGCCCUGCAUCAGAUGAUCCCCGUAGUAAACACAGGUUUAAGGUGCACACAUACUCCAGUCCCACGUUCUGUGACCACUGUGGAUCUCUGCUUUAUGGACUUAUACACCAAGGGAUGAAAUGUGACAACUGCAUGAUGAAUAUUCAUAAGCGGUGUGUGACCAACGUUCCAAGUCUCUGUGGGACGGAUCAUACAGAAAGGCGAGGACGACUGCAUAUCAGCGCUGAUAUUAAAGACAGCACACUUACAGUAACCAUCAAGGAAGCUCGUAACCUAGUGCCCAUGGACCCUAAUGGCUUGUCAGAUCCAUAUGUGAAGCUGAAACUUAUUCCAGACCCCAAGAACGAGAGCAAGCAGAAGACCAAAACAAUCAAGUGCUCCCUCAACCCCACCUGGAAUGAAACCUUCACCUUCAACCUGCGGGAGGCAGACAAAGACAGGCGUCUGUCCAUAGAGGUGUGGGAUUGGGAUUUGACCAGCAGGAAUGACUUCAUGGGAUCUCUCUCCUUUGGGAUCUCUGAGCUUCAGAAACAAGGAGUCAGUGGUUGGUAUAAGUUGUUAGGCCAAGAAGAAGGAGAAUACUUCAAUGUUCCAGUCCACCCAGAUGGCGAGGAAGGCAAUGAAGAACUGCGGCAGAAAUUUGAGAGAGCUCGGAUUGGUCCUGGCAAUAAGAAUACCGACAGCUCGUCAUCCAAUGACAUCUCCAAAUAUGACGCCAAUGGCAACCAGGAUCGUGUGAAACUCUCCGACUUCAACUUUGUCAUGGUGCUAGGCAAAGGCAGUUUUGGCAAGGUGAUGCUGGCAGAGAGGAAGGGAACAGAUGAGCUGUAUGCUGUGAAGAUCCUGAAAAAGGACGUGGUGAUCCAGGAUGACGAUGUUGAGUGUACUAUGGUGGAGAAGAGAGUGCUCGCUCUCUCUGGCAAGCCUCCAUUCCUCACCCAGCUGCACUCCUGCUUUCAGACUAUGGACCGUCUCUAUUUUGUCAUGGAGUAUAUUAAUGGUGGAGACCUGAUGUACCAAAUACAGCAAGUGGGAAAAUUUAAGGAACCCCACGCAGUAUUUUAUGCCGCAGAGAUUGCUAUUGGUCUGUUUUUUCUCCAUUCAAAAGGCAUUAUCUACAGAGACCUGAAGUUGGACAACGUCAUGUUGGAUUCCGAGGGCCACAUUAAGAUUGCUGACUUUGGCAUGUGCAAAGAGAACAUGUUUGAUGGUACCACCACAAAAACAUUCUGUGGCACUCCAGACUACAUUGCCCCUGAGAUAAUCGCCUAUCAACCCUAUGGAAAGUCAGUGGACUGGUGGGCCUAUGGAGUUCUACUGUAUGAAAUGUUAGCAGGACAGCCUCCAUUUGAUGGGGAAGAUGAAGAUGAGCUUUUCCAGUCUAUCAUGGAGCACCACGUGUCCUACCCCAAAUCCAUGUCUAAAGAGGCAGUGGCCAUAUGCAAGGGUUUGAUGACCAAACAUCCAGGGAAGCGUUUGGGUUGUGGUCCAGAGGGGGAGAGAGAUAUUAAGGAGCAUGCCUUCUUCCGUUAUAUGGACUGGGAGAAACUGCAGAACAAAGAGGUCCAACCCCCAUUUAAACCCAAAGCAAAAAACCGGCGCGACGCUGGGAACUUCGAUAAGGAGUUUACCAAAAUGGCAGUUGAUCUCACCCCAACGGAUAAACUAUUCAUUAUGAAUCUGGACCAGAACGAGUUCCAAGGCUUCUCCUACACCAAUCCAGAGUUCAUCAUUCAGGUUUAACGCCAGUUGCAACUGGUGUCUCCUCUCCUGAACACAGUGGCCCACCCUACAGGGAGAGGAAGAGGCAAUGAGCAUUUCAGGCUUCUCUCUUGUAGCAUUUGCCCAAAGCCCAACCGGUCUCAAGCAGAAUCUCAAACCCUGCAUUAGAUGAAGGGCUGAGAGCAGCGAGAUGGUGUUUUGUCAUCUCCCUGAGAACGUGUUGUCGUCUCAAUUAGAAAUGCUUUGUUUUUCACCACUCAAUCAGCAGUUCUCUGCAUCUUCUAGUAUGCUAAUACAUUAGCCAUGCCACAAGUUCAGUUUGCCGUGACCAUGUCGUAAUGUUAUUUAUUUUUCAAAAAUGGUACUUGUGUGAGCGUCACAUAAAAACAGAAGCAGCAACAAAGUUCUUAAGAUCUUGCAAUAUCUGCCAUUGGGCUUGUACCAUUUAGAAAUUCCAAAAGCUAAUGUUCUACUAAUCUUCUAGCUAGCCCUCAGUUCUAGGUCUAGUUAGGAUUCAACAGUCACAUCAGGUGAGAAAUGCAAUCUUAACAUGUAGCUAUUAACUUGCUAUUGCAAUAAUGACUGAAUGCAUUAUAAUUUAUGUUAAGACAUCAUGACUUGGGUAAAUGAUUCCCUUAAAGUUUAAACAGUUAUAUCAAUCAUCAUGUUAGCAAAUAUGAUUGAAUUACUAUGACUAAUAUGCCAUUUAGACUUGUUUUGUUCUGUGUGGUUAGUCAUUAGAGAAUCAUACAUUUCCCAAACUGUUAAGCAGCAUAGCUGAAAGUGAAGAUUAAGUGUAAAAGUACAAAUCAAAAGUCCUCCAGUAGACAAAUAAUGUGGUUACGUUGGAAGUAACGCAAGUGCAAUCUUACAUUUCAGUAUCACUGAAAAGCUCUUAGUAGAUCGAUGAAAACCAGAAAAGGGAAUAAAUGAAACAAAAAAACAUCAACAUGUCCCUGGAAAUGCAGCGUCAGUCUUGACUUGAAGUAUUUGUCAUAUUGUACGUGUCAGCUAAUGAUCAAAGCACACUGCUUUGCUGUUUUAAAAAGAAAGACUAUCAGUAUAGAAGGACAUGGACUCUUCACAUACAAGUGUGUUUAAUUUCCUCCUGAGCAUCUCUGUGCAUUUUGUUCAUUGUUUUUGUUUGUUCCUUACGUGUCAGGUUUGAUUUCAUAAGGGAACUUCUUAUAUAAUACUCAAGUAUUUGUAUUAUAUCCCUUUGAUUGAUUUCUCUUUACAACCCUUUGUUCAUCACUUGGUAUUGAAAACAACAGUAGGCACAGACACGUAGAGCAUUUUAAACUGGUUUUACCUGCACUGAAUGAUCCAUUUAAAUGACUGCAUAUUUUUUUACACUUUCACCCCAUUUAAUGUACCAAAAAUAUCUGAGCAUCUGGUUUUCUGCUGUUCCUUCUUAUGAUGGCUUGCUGAAUUGCAGACCUGGAAGACUGCAAAUGGUUUCGAUGACAUGAUAGACUUGCACUGGUGGAUUAGGAUUAUCAGAACAUGAUGGAGCUGGUAAAUCUGACUCAUCAUGGCAUCAGCACAGUUGGCUGUUUUUGCAGAUUAGCGAGUAGCUGUUUGUGUAGUUUUGAAGAUUUCUAUUUUUAUUUUUGUAGAGUAUGUUGCAUUUUUACUAUUUGUGCAUUUUGUGUUUGUAUAUUCUAAAGUGCUUUCAUUUUUGUUUUUUUUUUACAUAUCACUAGGCUAACAUUCACCAGCUGUCUUGUACCCUAACCAAUCUUGCUGACCGAGAGUAUCUGUGCUCUUUGUCUACAUUAUGUGAGAAAUUGACUAGUAGCUGAAGGCUCGAAGUAUUCUAACAUAAAAUGUGCAUGGCACUCUACACCCACAUUUUCUACCUAUAGUAGGUGUUUCUAAUGUGGCUGGUGAGUGCAUAUGAUUGUAACAGAGCUAUAAAUAAUAAUACAGUGCACUUUCUACCUAUUUUUAUCUACAUUAUCCUCUAUUACACUUCCACAAACCCUAUGAAAUGAUUAAUAUGAAACAAACCACUGCUGUAUAAUACUGCUGUGGGCAAGGUUUCUUAGAUAAAUUAUGUAAAUGCAGGCAGAAUGGGCUGCCAGAUAAACAGGACUGCUAAGGUCUGUUAUAUAUUCUAUAAUUUUGAAAUCUGAGAGUUUUAGGUAACUAAGUACCUCAAGUUGAAAGAAAUAACAGGAUUGUCUUAAUUCUUGACACAGAAUUAACACGUGGUUGAAGCAUUUUAGGAUAACAGCAGUGAGAAUCAUUUAUGGAAAUGAGUAGCUCUGAAGUGAAAAUAACAGAUGUGCUCUUACAUGGUUCAAGCAGUUUCAACGUAAUAUUUUAUCCAAACGUGUUCUAUUCGUUUAUUAUUUGCAUUCAGUGCAGAUCAACAUGACUGAAUCCUUACUUAGAAACAUUACACGUAACACAAGUUUUGGUUGUAUGCAGUGUUUUGGGGACCUCACUAUGUGCCAUGUGUCUAGAAAGACCUCCAGCCACCCUAUGCAUGCCUGACGGAGCAGUUGCUCUUUUAACUCUAUUUAUCUACUUCCCAAAUGUGUCAGUAUGGUGAUUGGAUCUGUUGUAGCAUAGAUCCUUAAGGGUUAUAACAUGAUGAUAAUUUCUAUGUUUUGUUUAAUUUUGAUAUACAGUAUUUUAUUUAUAUAAUGCUUUCUAGGCUUCCGUAUGGGGGGGGGGGGAUUCAUUGUGUAAAUAGUGAUGAGUUUAUCUUUGCGGAAUGAACAAGAGAAAAGGACGAUAAUGGGACUAGAUAAACUAGAUCAGCAAUAGAUAAAUGUUUUAAGAGGCAAAGUGAACAAAAUGGCAUUUGGAUUAGGAGAGCUUGUAAACAAAUCAGUGGUUAACAUGACUGCAUUUUCUGCUAGCAUGUGUUAGCAUGGCAAACAUGGUCAUUUAUGAUGGCUUCCUGGAAAAAUAUUUUUUAUCUGUUUCUUCACUGCAUGUGUGCCACAAGUGUAUGCUUUACAGUGUGAAGUAUGUGAUUAAAUGCAGCAGGGGUUUACUGUUUUGAGUUUUUAAUAAUGAAGGCUUCAAAGGGCUUCCUAUAUCAACCCCCUCCCCCAAGUCAAACAUGUUUACUAUGCAAGACAGAUGCAUGUCAACAACCUAGAAACCAACUCUAAUGUUCAAAUGAGAGCAGUGUCUUCAGCCUGGGCUGAGGGGGGGUUCUCUGGUGAUUGCAGUGACAUUUUGCAUGUUCCUUACUCAGUGUAUGUAUGUAGGACAAAUUAAAGGUGACCUUUACAAAGCUG
Electrophorus electricus (electric eel) is the source of this 5389-nucleotide messenger RNA. The record is from RefSeq and is a predicted model, not a curated record. NCBI's taxonomy places the organism in Eukaryota, Metazoa, Chordata, Actinopteri, Gymnotiformes, Gymnotidae.